AUGAAGUCCCUCACUUACGCUUUAGUCCUAUUUGCACCUAGUUUUCCUGCCGUGUAUGCACAAGAAUGCCGCUGCUUCCCCGGUGACAAAUGUUGGCCAGAUGACGAAGAAUGGGCUUUCUUCAAUACAUCGGUAGGCGGCAACUUGAUUCAAACUGUACCACUUGCCAGCGCCUGCCAUGAUCCACAGUAUGAUGAGGCAGCUUGUGCUGCUGUACAAGCCGACUGGACAAACCCAGAAUUACACUACAAGUCUUCAAGUUCCAUCAUGUCCGGACUCUGGGCGAAUCAAAGCUGUGACCCGUUUACACUUAGAGAGGCGCAAUGUGUUAUUGGCACCUACGUUCAGUAUGCCGUCAACGUAUCGGACGCUGAUCAGGUUUCCAAGGCCGUGAAAUUCGCCAAAGAGAAGAAUAUUAGAUUCGUGGUACGAAACACUGGGCACGACUACAUCGGCAAAUCCACAGGUGCUGGCGCUAUUGCUGUCUGGAUGCACAACUUGAAGAGCUUGGAAGUGCUAGACUGGGAUCGCGGUUAUUACACAGGCCCAGCCAUUCAAGCUGGAGCUGGUGUCCAAGGGUUUGAGGCCAUCGAGUUUGCGGAUGGUCACGACUUAGUUACAGUCGCAGGGAACUGCCCUACCGUUGGGAUGGCGGGUGGGCACAUCCAAGGUGGUGGACAUUCACCGUUGGCGUCCAAAUUUGGUCUCGCAGCCGACAAUGCACUCGAGUUCGAGGUUGUCGACGGCCAAGGAAACAUCUUGAUCGCAAACCGCAAAGAGAAUAGGGACCUCUUUUGGGCGCUUAGCGGAGGUGGCGGAGGAACUUAUGGAGUCGUCACUCGUGUCACUGUCAAAGCCCACGCGACGUUUGAAGUAACGACCAACACUCUUGCAUUUGCGAUGUCCUCGGUCUCCGACGACAUAGUACGUAGUGCGUUAAGAUCACUUCAUUCGGUCAUUCCAAAUUUAGUGGACCGUGGCAUUUACAUCAUUAAUGGCUUCCGGGGCGGCUACUUCACAAUCCAGGAUCUCAUGGCGCCUGGCUUCACACCGGGCGACGUCGAUGAGCUCCUGGAGCCGUUCAUAUCGUAUCUUAACCGAACGGGCGUUGUCUAUCAACGCACAGUGACAUCAUACCCAACCUUUGCCGAAUACUAUGCGAAGGGUGGGCCAUCGUUCUAUCUGAACAACCAGGCAAACAACAUACAGGGCGGAAAUUGGCUCAUCCCACGAGAUAUUGCUACUGAUCCAACUAGAGACGUAGAGUACAUCGAUGCUGUGCUGAGUGUUGCAGCGUCGGGCGCCACGAUAGGCACCGUCGGUUUCAACGUCUCAGAGGCGGUCGCAGGUGAUGUUCAUAACGCAGUGUUUGAGGGGUGGAGGAGAGCACUUUUCUACACGCUGUUCAUUGUACCUGAUCCGUCUGACGAGACAAUAGCGGAAGGCUUUCAGCGACUAGAGAUGAUUGAUCGUGAUCUUGUCUCGAAAUUUCGAAAUAUUGCUCCUGAUGGUGGCUCGUAUCUGAAUGAGGCCGAUCCACUGAACGCAAGUUGGAAGAAGGACUUCUACGGUGCUAACUACGACAAGUUGUUGUCAAUCAAGAACAAAUACGACUCUGACCAUAUGUUCUACGGUCUCACCGCGGUGGGUAGUGAGUACUGGGUCGAGAAAGACGACAAGCGCUUAUGUCGAGCAACUACGGCACAUUGCUCGACGUCAUACACUGACUCUUAA
Messenger RNA from Truncatella angustata, 1734 nucleotides. RefSeq lists its product as uncharacterized. Lineage: Eukaryota; Fungi; Ascomycota; Sordariomycetes; Amphisphaeriales; Sporocadaceae. Bases 1 to 1734 code for a protein of 577 amino acids. The record is from RefSeq and is a predicted model, not a curated record. Gene Ontology annotation, molecular function: oxidoreductase activity; FAD binding. The transcript is spliced from 5 exons.